AUGGAACAGGACGAUGAGAUAAAGUCGGGAUGUUUAUUGUUUCCGUUUGCCGGAGGAAAUAUGUUUAGUAAAUUUCCUAAAAAGAAAAACUGGCAACAAAAAUACUGCGUCUUGUUAAAUGCAAGUAAACAAGGUAUAGAACGGUUGGAAAUUUAUGACAACAAAGAUGACGUGACAACAGGUGCUAUUCCGAAAAUAAUAACCUUAGAAAACUGCAUCAAAAUAACACAUUCUAGUCCAAACACUAUAACUAUUUUGACUAAGUCUCUCACUCAACAAAUAUGUGCUCAGUCAGAAGCAGAAACAUUAGAAUGGGUAACGGCACUUCAAUCCGUUGCUUUUAGAGGAGUUUCAUCUAGUCCUAUCAGUUGUGAUGAAGAUAAUGACCUCUACUGUUCAUCAGGGGAAGGUGUGUUUUCUGUUAAAAUGUGUCCUUCAGAAGCUUCAACGAGAUGUAGCUUUGAGUCUAUUAGGUACCUGCUUCUUCUUACAGCAACUGCUAUAGAAUUGAGAGAUGUAAAUGACAAUAAGUUAUAUGCUACUUGGCCAUAUAGAUAUAUAAGACGUUAUGGAUAUAGACAGGGUAAGUUUACAUUUGAAGCUGGUAGAAAAUGUGAUACUGGUGAAGGAAUUUUCCAUUUAGAGCAUCCAAAUCAGUCAGAAAUAUUCAAAUGUUUAUCUUUAAAAAUGAAAACUAUGAAACAAAUGAUAGGAAACGAUAACUUGCACAGUCCAGAACAUUCAGAGUUUAAUAUUCAACCAAGUCUUAACCUAUUUCCGGGUUCUAGAAGUCCAUUGGUGGCUGCUCGGCCAGAUGAUUUAAAUUUAAGUUCUCUUUCAUUCAAAACUCCAUCAAUAUCAAGUCAACAAACUAUUAGUACUGAUAGAGAUCAAGCUCCCCUCUUAAUGCCAAAACCAGCACUAAAACCAAAACCACAAAAACCACCAAGAAAAAUAGUAAAUAUACCAAAAAUAAGAGAUACUACAAGUUCUACCGAUGAAAGCGUAGACUUUGGUAGAUAUAAAAAACUUGAUAAUUAUGAACCAAUUGAACAAAUUAAGAAAGAGAGUCCUCCAUUAGUGCCAUAUGAUAAAGUGGAAGUGCGAAGUGAAGCUUGGAAAACAUUAGGUAUAGAUGAUCCAGAUCACACGGAAUUUACUCCUAAUUUAGGAGAUAGUCCUAAUUGUUUGAAAUUAAUAUCAAGAUCUCAGGAUAAUUUGAAUACCUCAGGACCAGAGACAUCAAGAAUUAUUUUAUUGCCCAGUCCUGUCAUUGAUCCUGAGGAUGAAAAUUAUGAUAGAUUACAAUAUUUUGGAUCAACAAGCAAAUUAAAUAAAUCCUCAAGAUACAAGAAAAUUGAAGCAAGGCCUACAACAUUGGCUCUUAAUGAUUCCAAGAGCAAAGACACUUGGAAUGAUUAUGAUGAAGUGGAAAAUGUUAUGCAGACUGCAAGGAUGGCAGAUGAUUCUCAUUUGGGCUAUGGCAUGAUUAGAAAACCAAACACUCCUGGUCCCCAAGUACCCACUGCAGCACAGGCUCAAAUACUUCAAAACCAAAUAGGUUUGGAAGAUAUUACACAUAGUAAUUGUAAUGGUACUGAUUAUGCUAUUGUCAGCCGUCCUAAAAGAGUUUAA
This is a messenger RNA of Pieris macdunnoughi, 1635 nucleotides long. The record is from the annotation of a GenBank genome assembly. Lineage: Eukaryota; Metazoa; Arthropoda; Insecta; Lepidoptera; Pieridae.